ACCGUUCGGGGUGAGGCAAAGGGUGGGAGGCGGUAGAUGGGAGGAACAAAACCCAAUAAGGGGAAAGGCGAGGACCCGGGGAAGGGAGGCUUCCGGAGGCGAGGGUGGACUUAUCUUGGCGUCUAGCCUGAAUCGCUGGGAGAAAAGGGAGGGAGAGUUUGGAAGAGUAUCAGGUGACGUCUGAAGAAACUCAACUCUGGCUGGAAAAGUGAGCCGAGGAGAGGGGAAAACUGCCUUCCAGAUCGCUGUAUUGUUGACAUUCCAUGCAGUGUUUAAAGGAUCCAUCUAUCGGGAAAUACCUAAACCGGGAGUCGAAGGGGGCGGCCCAAGAGAGAAGCUGGGGCGCUGAUGAUACCAACAUGGGUUACAGGAAAGUAUGACCUAGAUCAGAACUAUGGUGCCAAGUCUCCUUGGCUGAUUCUCCACGUCUCUCUAGGUCUCCCGUCGCUGCCUCUCCGGGUGACUCCUCUUGGAUGCUUAUGGAGCCAGUUGCUUCUCUGUAUUUUUCCCUGCCAGGCUUCCUUCUCUUCUUCCACCUCCUCAGCUCGUUUGCACCGGUCUCAGCACAUGUCAAUCGGGACUAGCUAGUGGCGAUCACACUGGACAGCUAAAGUUUAUAUCCUGUACCGCAGGCACCGCACUGGUUUGGGAAACAGAAGAAAACCCCUGUGAGCUCAGGGUGCAUGAGGGGUGAUCAGCGUAGGCUUCUCAAUGUGUUGUUCAUGAAGCAUUAGCACCCCCCGCUAGACAGCCCUACUAGGUGUUUUUUGUUUUGUUUUGUUUUUUACUACCGACCAGCCAUAUCCCUUCGCCCCCAGAAUCCUCAGCCCAGGAAGCCCCUAAGGCCUUAGAGAGAACAUGUCUGUCCCCUGGAACACCCAGUUCCUUUGCUGUCUCAGAGAGUUGAUGGCUGCUGCCCUUGUCUGAGUCUACCGCUUUGUGUAACAGUCCAGUUUACUGUCCUGGGACCAGCUUAUCCAAUCCUGGCCGUGGUGGGAGAAGACGCCACGUUACGCUGCCACCUGUCACCUGAGAAAAACGCUGAGGAUAUGGAGGUGCGGUGGUUUCGGACGCAGUUUUCCCCUGCUGUGUUCGUGUACAAGGGCAGGAGGGAGAGAACAGACGAGCAGAUGGAGCAAUACCGCGGAAGAACAACUUUUGUGAGCGAAGCCAUCAGCGAGGGGAGCGUGGGGCUGAUCAUACACAACGUCACCACCCACGAAAACGGCAUCUACUGCUGUUAUUUUCAAGAAGGCAGAUCUUACGAUGAGGCCAUCAUGCACCUGACAGUGACAGGCCUGGGCUCUAAACCCAUUAUUGAAAUGAAGAGCCCCGAGGAUGGAGGCAUCCGGCUGGAGUGUACCUCUGCAGGGUGGUACCCAAAGCCCCAGGCUGUGUGGAGGGGCCCUCAUGGUGAGACCAUGCUCCCCCUGGAAGAGGCUUACACUGUGAGUGCAGAUGGGCUCUUCCUGGUCACCAUGGCUGUGAUCAUCAGGGACCAUUCGGUGAGGAACAUGUCCUGCUCUGUCAGCAACACCCUGCUCGACCAGGAGAAGGAAACUGUGAUUUUCAUUCCAGAAUCCUUUAUUCCCAGAACAUCUCCCUGGAUGGUGGCCCUGGCGGUCAUCCUGCCCUCUCUGCUUCUCCUCAUUGCUGGGAGCAUCUAUCUCAUCAAGAAACUCCAUCUGGGAAAAAAGAUUCUGUCCAUGCAAAAAGAGGCUGAAAAUGAAGAGAAAGAAAUUGCACGUAAGGAACUGGGGAAAGAACAUGUGGAAAAAGAGAAAGAAUGCCAAACAAAAGAGCAACUUCAUGAAGAAUUGCGAUGGAGAAGAAGCCUCUUACAUGCGGCUGAUGUGGUCCUGGACCCAGACACUGCUCAUCCUGAGCUCUUCCUGUCAGAGGACCGGAGAAGUGUGAGAAGGGGCCCUUCCAGGCAGAGCGUGCCUGACAACCCGGAGAGAUUCGACUGUCGGCCUUGUGUCCUGGGCCUGGAGAGCUACUCCUUAGGGAGACAUUACUGGGAGGUGGAAGUCAAAAACGUGAUGGUGUGGGCUGUGGGGGUUUGUAGAGACAAUGUUGAGAGGAAAGGGGAGGCCCUCCUGGUUCCUCAGAACGGCUUCUGGACCCUGGAUAUGUUUGAGAACCAAUACCGCGCCCUCUCCUCCCCAGAGAAGAUUCUCCCCCUGAAAGAGCGCCUUCACCGGGUGGGCGUCUUCCUGGACUAUGAAGCUGGAGAUGUGUCCUUCUAUAACAUGAAGGACAGGUCACACGUCUACACAUGUCCCCGUUCACGCUUCUCUGGGCCCCUGAGGCCCUUCUUCAGGCUGGGGUCCGAUGACAGCCCCCUCUGUAUCUGUCCAUCGUUUAGAGGGGCCCAGGGGGUCACAGUGCCUGAGGGGGGCCUGGUCCUUCACAGAACAGAGACCCACCACAACCACCAAUUCCCUGGUCUCAGAGCCAGGUAGGGAAACCCAGGCCACCUCUACUACAGCACCGCCUGGAGGAAUACUACCCUCCUUCCUUCUGGUCACAGGAGAAUCUCCCCUGGGGUUCCCCUGGACAUGUCUUCAAGCCCCAGAGCAUGUGUCUCCCUCAUUAGGCUAUUGCUUUAGUAACUUGUUGCAUGUAACCAUGGGGCAGGGGCCAGUCUCAGGAACACUAAGUGCUGCCACAUGGCUCCCAACCAACAAGUAAAUGUGAGAAAGUGACAGGCAGAGAACCAGCUGCUUUAACAUCAGAUGAUGCAUUCAGCCCGAGACUGGAAUUGACAUCACAUACUGUGGAUCUGGGGAUUCCCUAAUAGCUCAGUUGGUAAAGAAUCCACCUGCAAUCUGCUGGAGAAGGGAUAGGCUACCCACUCCAGUAUUCUUUGGCUUCCCUUGUGGCUCAGCUGGUAAAGAAUCCACCCGCAAUG
Molecule: messenger RNA, 2914 nt
Organism: Bubalus bubalis (water buffalo)
Lineage: Eukaryota; Metazoa; Chordata; Mammalia; Artiodactyla; Bovidae
Product: butyrophilin subfamily 2 member A1
Exons: 7
Coding region: 1050-2465 (471 amino acids)
Biological process (GO): regulation of cytokine production; T cell receptor signaling pathway
Cellular component (GO): external side of plasma membrane
Molecular function (GO): signaling receptor binding
Source: RefSeq, a predicted model, not a curated record